This is a messenger RNA of Octopus sinensis (East Asian common octopus), 2326 nucleotides long. RefSeq lists its product as uncharacterized. The record is from RefSeq and is a predicted model, not a curated record. The transcript has 5 exons. NCBI's taxonomy places the organism in Eukaryota, Metazoa, Mollusca, Cephalopoda, Octopoda, Octopodidae. The coding region runs from base 139 to 1686 and encodes 515 amino acids.
ACAUAUAAACUCUCGUAUUUAAAGAGCAGCUUUAGUUGUAUGCGAACGUUGUGAACAUCGUGGACUAUAAAAUUAGACAUCACUCAGAAGUUUGAUGAUUUGGUCAUUAAUAUAACAUUAUAUCGCAUCACUGCAAUAAUGAUGACACGAUAUCUACUCGUCGCAGCAUUCUGUUUCCUCUGGGGAACAACAUACUGCAUUAAAGAAAAAAGCUGUUCCAGCAAGGCUGCAGACAUAUAUUUCUUAUUAGAUUCCUCAAGUAGCAUAUGGAUUCAAGACUACAAAGAAUUACUGCAAUUUGUGAGCAAUGUGGUCGAUACUUUUGAUAUUGGCACUGGGCAAUCGCAAGUUCGAGUUGGUAUCAUCACAUUUAGUGACACCGCCCAUUUAGAUAUUCCUCUAAAUCGUUACACUGCAAUUGCUACUUUGAAGGAAGCCAUUUCUCAAAUUCCAUACCGUACUGGACUAACAAAUACAGCUGCUGCAUUAAAUCUACUUCGAAGAGAAAUUAUUGCCGAUCCAAAGGGACACGAUGGCCCAAUUGUAGCGAUUGUCAUUACAGACGGGCUGUCACGUGAUACAAAAGCUACAAAAGAAGAGGCAGAAAAGUUACAUUCUCUUGGUGUGAAUGUUUAUGCAAUUGGUGUUGGGAACCGCUAUGAAAUUGAAGAAUUAAAAUCAAUUGCUAGCGAUGCAAUCCUUGGAGUAUAUCAAGUUGUAAGUUAUUCGGCUUUGGAAGAAAUUGCCCAUAACUUUCAUAUUCAACCAUGUAAAGAUAUUCCAGACACGACACCAAUGACAAUGGCGAGUAGCACUACCACUACGGCAGCAACAACAACAAUAGCAGAAACAACCACGUCACAGCCUGCUACAACAUUAUCAACAACUACUAUUCCUACACCCAAACCUACAAUGCAAACAACACGUGAAACAUCUACACCUAAAAUUACAAGUGAACCAACUACAACGAAGCCUACAACAACCAUACAUUCUACUCGAACCUGGGUUCCACAACCAAUAUCCACAAGAAGUCCAUUUCCUGCACAACGACCAGUCUGGCAAGUGUUAUUUUGGCCUCGUCCUCAUUUUCCAAACCCCAGUGUAAUUGCAUUUGGAUUUGAUUUGUUGGGUCUCGGUCAGUAUAAAUCGCAAAUGAUCUACGAUUUUAUUGCCAACUUCUUACCAAUUUCCGGUUAUAAUCAGUUUUCUAUUGUAUCACAAGCUUAUUGUCCUCAAAAUCUGAAUGUACCUCUAAGUUCGAUGCCGAAGGACCUUAGUGGAGGACCAAGAAACUUUAGAAAAACUAAAUUAACAUUUCCUUCUUUAGAAGACACAGUGCGCAGAAUACGUUAUGAUAUGUUCAGAUUAGCUUUACAUAGUAGAUUUUUUGGUCAAAUGCCCAAACAGGUUGUCACUCUUUUUCUAGAGCCAUCAGUAACUUCAGUUUCAGAGACAUUGAUAGAAGAGAUAGAAAAACUGAAGAUGCAAGGAACAGAACUAUUCUUCAUCAGCAUUGACAGUGAUAAUGGACCAUACACAAAUUUUCUCAACACACUCGCCAGUGACCCUACAGGUCACCAUGUUUUUGAAAUACCAAAUUACGAAGAACUUGUGUCAAAAAUACAACACUCACCGUUUCACUUUCGCUCUUUAUGUAACGGUUACAUGCACCCUGAGAGUAACUAACAAAUUUGAUUAUCUAAGUAGAAACAAUUAACAAUAAUCAUUUUACCAAGAACAAUAAAAACAUUUUAAAAAUGAAAUUUAUUAGUCAUAAUCAAACUGACAACAAUUAUUACUAGAUCCCCUAAAUACUUACAUUAUGAACAACAAUGAAACAAAAUCACUGUGGCUAUCAUCAUUAUGAAGGAUAGUAAAAGCAGUGACUGCAAGGAAUUUGACUUAACACAGACGAUUGUGAAGCAAUGAUCGUAGCAGCAAAAGCAAAAACAAUAAAACCAAUAAAACAGUAGCUUAAACAAUCGACAUUUUGAAAAGCAGUCUCUUUCCACUUUCCAGCUUACGCCUUUCCUACUUUUCUGUUUUCUUUUUACAUCAUUUUAUCUCUAUAUUUUCUGAGGAAGCCUGCCUUAUACCUCGCUAUAUUUCAUCUCCUUAGCUCUCUCUUUCCCUCAUCUCUCUCUCACUCCCUAUCUCUCACAUUCUGUCUCUCUCUUCCCUCUCUCUCACUCUCUAUCUCACUCUCCCUAUCUCUCUUUCUCAGUUUAUUUGUAAAAAGAAAUUCCAUUUACAUUCAUUUUCAAUUAAGCUUCUUAUUGUUUAAAGCUUUAAAGAAAAUAUGAAUAAAAUAUACUUUGCACUAUUA